AUGGUAGUAGUCGACGCUGUUGCGAGUAGUCUUCAGGGUGAAGCAGCUGAAUUAGCUUCUAAGUACUAUAAACAAGGAUUCAAGACUUUAAAGCUGAAAGUAGGAAAGAAUCUGAAUGCAGAUAUAGAAGUGCUUCAAGCCAUACGUGUUGCUCACCCCGAGUGUCAGUUUAUUCUCGAUGCUAAUGAAGGGUAUAACUCUGACGAAGCAGUGGAAGUUCUCGAGAAAUUACACAAAAUGGGGUUGACCCAUAUUCUAUUUGAGCAACUAGUUCACAGAGAUGAUUGA
Vicia villosa (hairy vetch) is the source of this 288-nucleotide messenger RNA. RefSeq names its product L-Ala-D/L-amino acid epimerase-like. Lineage: Eukaryota; Viridiplantae; Streptophyta; Magnoliopsida; Fabales; Fabaceae. The transcript has 2 exons. Bases 1 to 288 code for a protein of 95 amino acids. The record is from RefSeq and is a predicted model, not a curated record.